AUGGACCAUUUUCCGUUGACAGACAUGCAGGAAAUAUCGUAUCUCUUUCAUCAUAUCUUCCUCCCUCCAAAGCUCCCGCAGGAAGACGACUACUGUGUCGGCCAUGAGGUUCUCCUGAUCGAUGUGGUGAUCGAUGCUCUUCAUCAAUUCAAGCCCUACUUUUCUUCAGUCGAGGCUGAAGUUAUUGGACUAGCUUUGACGAUGAUCACUCGACUGCGACAGGUUCACGGUCCCAAAGGCGAGGUAGAUGAAGUGCAGCUUGAAAAGAUCCUUAGACAGCUGAAAGAAGAAGGUGGUUUCCUACCAAUUUACGUCCGCGAGCAAAAUGCUGCUAUCUUGAUCAGCAAUAAGGACAUGAGGACCCAUAUCGAAUGUUUUGAGCUCUCUCCUGUGAAUGAAGCGGUGAUGACAACGAAGGGUCGACUUCAACGCACAUUUCCUGGCCCGACGUUGGCUUUCGAUACCCGUGUCUUCAAUGAGCCUGACCUGCUUACGAUGUUGGCGCAAACCAUUUCCCGCAUGAGUCAACAGCCCGUUGCAGGUACAAAGCCGAAAGUUCGAAAAGCAAAACGCAAGCACGACGAGGACAGGGAUACAACCGAUCCGAAAAUGGUCAUCGACUUUCUCAUGGCCACACUUCGACCGCUGUCUAUGGACAUCACGGACGAACAAAUUCUGAAACGCUGUCGUGAAGAAGUAAUGUGGCGUGAUUGUCGUUUUCCGUGGCGACGGUCAGCUUUAUGGCUUCUCAUUCGUGUCGCGCUUCAAUUGGCUUUUUCCCGUUUAUCGGAUGGCCGAGGACCGUCUCAGCUGUACAAGUCUUUUAUGAUAUAUCUCAUGGGCUCCAUCAUCGACAGAACAUCCGAAACAGCCUCUCAUGAGAUGCUUCACCUUAUGGCGGCUAAGGUUGUCCGUCGACUAUUGAAACUCGCCUCAGCGGGAGAGCCGGCGUGGUUUGCUCCGAUCCAGUCGAUUCUUCAGCGGGUGAGUGAUAAAACCCAGACUGGGUGGCAGCGUAUCGUGGAUCAGAACGACUGUCAAAUUGAUUUUGAGUCUCUCCUGGAAUUGAGAUUCACAAAAGAUACAGAGUGUUCCUUGCCUCAGCUGGAUCGCUUCUUACGGAACAUGAGCCGAAAAAGCGAGAAAGAUCCGUUCGAGUCGUUCCAGCCGUCUUCGCAGCUUAUGUCUUUCGAAACCGGAAGGCUGCCGAUGGGCUUGGAAUCUUGCCGCCCUGAAUAUAUCGUACAGAACCUUUGUGGCUUUGAAGAUUGGGUCGAGUCAUGUCUGGGAAACUGGAUAGAGGAUCAUCUUGAAGACGCCGCAACAUGCACCCAGCUCGGCCGUUUGAUUUCCGAAUACCACAAAGUGGCGCUGAGGGCAUAUCUGCACAACCCCGAAGCCAUGUCUACUAUGCUGCUUACACUAUUGGAAUUGUGGAUUUCCUGCGACAAGUCAGCCAUUCGCUUGCACCCACACUUGAAAGACUAUGAUCCCUGCAUACCCACGGACUGCUUCUACUCCCUCCUACUCCCGUUCAAAUCACAAAUGAUGCGACUUGCCCGUGCGGAGGAGUAUCUCGAUAAACGUCAGAGACAGGUUCUAAACCCGGGGCCUGGGAUUUUCCAUGAUUUUGGAACCCGGUCUUGCUUCUCGGUUCGGUAUUUCGAUCAAUCUGAUGAGCACCAACAGUUACUUCAAACCAUCGAAGAGCAGGCCAGCCACGCCAGGAACCAAAAAAGAGCCGAACUGGCAGAGAAACACGCACGUUAUAUUCACUUGAUGACUUUGGCGUCUAAGACCGAAUGCCAGUCCGAGGAUGUGCUCCUGGAUCGAAGGUUUGGUUUCCGCGAGUCGCGGCAUAGCCAUUCCUGCCCAUGCCAUGGCUAUAAAUCACGGGCAAAGUCAAUCACGAUUGACAUUCAUGAAUGGCCGUUGCCGACCAAUCCUCAACAAGCAAAGUCCACUGUCUUCGAGCUGCGGGUCCCAGAGCCAUUCGGUGGGUGGAGAGACACCACGCUGUACGUGCUUCACAAUUGCUUAGGUGUUGCAUAUUCCAAAAUUGAGAAACCGAGGUCCGAGUAUCGACUGAAGAAAUAUCAAGGGCUCUCCUCAUUUUUCUCUUGCCCGACUGACUCCCAGCGGCUCUGCCUUCUAUCGCAAAUUAAACCUCAUGAGAAGACCCAUCGCCGCAAGAGAUUAAUCAUCCAUGUCGCAGAAGAUGAUGUUUGCUUGAAUAAUGGUUUACAUUUCCAGUACUUUGACAACACUGCAGGAUGCUUUGUGAGCACUUUUGAGAGGAAAGAGGAGACCGAAAUCAGGUGUACCUAUCAGCUGCCGCAAAGGAGCUCCACGCUGCAAAAAUUCCUGUUUCGUCCAGCCAGUAAACCACACGGUCCGUCGCCGAAUACCGUGAUUGCGACCCAGAAUGCCACACCUGUGGAAAUGUCACUGGCGGAGUACAAAGCACUCGCAGCGAUGCCACUUGGCCUGGAGAUUCAAUGGCAAAACAUUCUUUUGGAAUUGUCAAUGCCUUCAAUUGAUAUGAAAAAGGUGGAGUCCGCAAUAUUCAUCCGUCAGAUUGUCAACCAAGCGGGCCUGCCCAGCAAAGACACGUGGAUGAGACGAGGCCAUGCGAUCUUGCGUAAACCGGAUUUCACAGCGAGGUUGUUCUCCUCUAUCAGCGAGGCAGCGGAGAGGAUGAAAGAGAACUGGAACCUGAUCCAUGGAUACCACACGCUCAUACAUCUCCUUCUCCGAAUACUCAGUCUGUCACCCUGUGAAACGGACCGUCGAAGAUGUCUCGGUCUUCUGAGCUCAAUGCGCCGAAACGCUUUUCAAUGGGUCGAAACCGUCAGAACAACGGCCAGUCAAGAGAUUGACGACUCACGCAAGGUUGACCUGGUUGCGAAAGCGGUCUAUAUCGCUCUGGUCUGUGUUCAAACAUUUGAUACCGAAACCCAUUCGCAGAGCUUUGCAUUGCUGUCAGAUGUUUCGAUGUUUCUGCGGUGCUGCAUGAUCAUCUGGAAUGGACGUGACUCUUUGCCCUUGGAAGUGGGCUCCCUGCAGCGCAUAUUGUACUAUCGCUGGCAAGUUUUGUGCUAUCACAGCCGUGCAGUAUUAGCCGAGAAAUGUUCCAAUACUUCCCCUUCCCCAAUGGACACUGCCAUUUUGGGAGCGUGGGCGGCAUACCCAGCUGGUUCUAUAUGGUCAGAGGUAUCUCCAUCUGUGGAAUAUUGGCUUCACUCCGCAUGUUCCGAACCGACUGAAGAGUGUGUCCGAAUGCAGGUACACUAUAACCUGCUGACGGGAGAACUUCUUGUCAACGGACUUCCACUCGCGCAUCUGCCGGCUGAAUAUAUGUCAAAUCAGGCAUAUCGUAUCCUAUUUGGGGAAAGAUCGCAAUUGGAAGUGAUGCCAAGUGACCAGCCUGGAAUGGAAUUUUCGUGCCGAGCGGAAUGCUGCGGUCAUACGGUCCAUUUGGGCAUAACCCCCGUCCCCGAAUCACCAGGAUUCGACUUGUCCGUCAAAGCGGUGAGAGGUGACCAAGCGUGGGUUCUUGUGCCACAGAGACUCUUCUCUGGACAUUUCCCUGAUGAUUUCGUUCGAAAUUAUACCCACUGGUACGCCAUCGACAGAGGGUACAUUGAAUUCAGACCUUUGUCAUCCCCGUGGGUAUCAUCCGAGCACCAUUGGAGAUUGCGCGAAGGGGAUUCGGACAAUUCAUGGCGUCUGGAGAAUCAGGAAUAUCAACUGGUCGGCAGCAGAAGCACGACCGCGGAUACCUUGGCUAGGAUCUUCAACCCCUUGGAAAAGCCUUCCGAAAUACAUGGCCGGCUCAACAAAGUCAAAUCCACGUUGCAUAUAGACCUUCCGCGUUUGCGAUUGGAGUUCGUCCUCCCGGAGCGCUCCACGUCAGUUCAAUGUCGACAGUAUCCGGGAAUGAUCAUUGAUGCGAAACAAGCAUGCAAUACGCUAGUCGGACUUCACAGUAAAUUGAUCCUUGUCAACACUGAUUCUUUUCAGCGCAUCAUUCUCAUACCUGAAGGCGAUGUUGCUUGGUCAAAGGCCGGCGAUCAUGUUCAAGUCAACGUGCUAUGCGAGGCUCAAUGGCAUGCAUAUUCCAUUGAUGAGCGGCUUGGGCGUUUGGUAGAUAACGGAAGCUUACAGAGCAAGCUGUUCCUUACUUAUUUGCAUGCCACCACUUCAUACUUCCUUCCAGAUCCAUUGACCAGACGGACCGGCACCGAGCAGGCCCUUUCCAUCCUGCGUUCCGCAUCCGUCCGAUCAUUCGAUCGACUCCGACCAGAGAACGUCGCGAUCCUCACCAGAAUCGCUGCCCUGACCCCACAGAGAAGAUUCUAUCCAGAUAAUGAGCAGGUGAUGCAGAGUGUGGAGUGGAGGCACGCUCUCGGCUGCUUGUCACAACACCCAGGGUUUCACGAAGAGGUAGCAGCCAUUCGGGAUCAAAACUCACGCGUCGUCUUUUACUACCCUGGAGAAGAACCUGCCACGCCUUCUCUUCCAAAGGCUGACCAACAUCUGUUACUCCGUGAUAAAAUCCGCACUUCCUCGUUCCGGGUUUCUCAAUUUGGCUCAGAGGAUCACACAGGGAAGCACGACCGACAUUACGCAAGUCGUGACGCCAAUCGCUCGUCCCCAAACAGCACUCGAGCGUUUACAAUCAGCAAGAUGCUAUGCGGCAAGAUAUCUCGCACGCGAAAUCUUGAAUCGGGGAAUUGGCUCUCCCACAUCUGGAAGUUUCUUUCCACUUCGUGUGAAAUACGUGGCCCUGGGGCUCAGGUGGAGAGCGCGAAGUUGCGAUAUAGCGCAGAGUGGAUACUUACCUCCCGAGACUUUAUUGUUGAGAAUUGGUGUGCAAUACACCAAUUGGUUUCAUCACGAAAUUGUCGCUUCAACAAGUACCAACUCCUAAUCUGGUUGUCAACCAUCGCCUACUCGUCCCAGGCCGAUAUGAUUGUUGUCGAGACUAUUGCAUCACUGUACUUGAAUCCAGAAAUCAUGUGCGAGUAUACAGCCAUACAAGGACAAUUUCAACCCGAGAAAGGUUUUGAAUGGGACCGAGGGAAAAUUCAGACCCUCAUACAAUCUGCACAGCUUGAUUCAACACCAGAAGAUAGACUUGAACCUUUUCCCUACGAGACUUAUAGCAGUUUUGGAUCACGCAUCAAGAAGCUACGGAAACAGAAUCGGACACUCGCCUGCAAAACUGCGUCGGAUCAUUUUUCCCGUCAGUGGCCUACACACUCGCCGUCGCGUCCUGCCUCACAAGAAGCUGUGAACUUGGAUGAGUACCUGAACAUUUACAAGAUCAUGUCCAUGGUGACAGACAGGUUCUGUAUUUGGGUUGAUAACGGUCAGCUUCGGCAAUGCCUGACUAGCAUGAUAAACCGGCUAUGUGCACAUCCAGUCAAAGCUAUCCAGCCGCCGCCCUAUCCGGAGCUGUCUCAUCCACAGCCGGCUCAACCACGGCGAGGGGACAUCUCUUUUGAUGACUUGAUGACGGUAUCUCCACUGCCUGAUAUACAGGAGCCCCUGUUGGCGGAUCUUCUCCGGGAGAGCUCAAAUGAAAUUGACCCGACCGGUGAUCUUAGGAGUCUGAUUGACUCAAUGGGUAGCUACGCCAGUUCUCCGUAUGAAGAAUGGUACGUGAAAAUGUUAAGAGAUAGUGUCACAUCGCUGGCAUGCACCAAAAGCCGAAACCAGUUCACGGUUGCCUGUGGCGAUCUCGAACGGUCUGUCGGCACCUACCUCAAUUCGUGUGAGAGGUAUGUCCAGGAUGUUUAUACAGCUCUCAUAUCGAGGCUACUGCCACCUGGUCCAAUAGACGGGUCACCGACAUCCAGCACUUUCAAAAAAAACGUUUCCGCCCUGGCUUUCAGGGUUCACCACGCCCCAAGAUUGUCACCUAUUCUCCUGUUGGAGCAGCUAAGCCGGCAUCGGUGGCCACAAUUAGCCAUUCUGUGGCGGAAGUGUUUCAUACUCUACGGUCGUUCCAUCACAAUGCUCCAGCGAGCGGAGCGACUUUGCCGUCUCGUCCGCAGUCCCGAGGAUUUUCUCAAAGAGAUCCGCAACCCGGGCCAUACCAAUUGGGAUCCAUUUGAAAAACCAGAGAAUCUUCUUUUAGAGAUCGAAAGUGGUAUUUAUAUUCGAGCGAACCAGGAAAAUAUUGCCCGAACAAUGACGUGGUCCACCCGAGGGCAGAAUAUCGUGCUGCAAUUGAACAUGGGGGACGGAAAAUCAUCGGUGGUGGUGCCUAUUGUCGCCGCGGCGCAUGCCAAUGGCCGAUGCAUUGUCAGAGUUCUGACCCCAAAGCCCCAAUCGCGACAGAUGCAUCAAAUGCUGGUUGGAAAGCUGGGCGGCGUCCUGGAUCGUCGAGUUUAUCAGCUUCCAUUCUCGCGGUUAUUGAAUCUUGGGGAGGCUGAAGUGGAUGAAAUUCAGCGCAUGUGUCACGAGUGCAUGUCGAAUGGCGGCGUCUUGCUUGUGCAACCGGAGCAUAUCCUGUCGUUUAAGCUAAUGUGCCUUGAAUGCUUCAUUACCGGGAAGCCCGUGGUAGGGCGCUCGCUGCUCCGAACCCUGAACUUCUUUCGCGAGUAUGCAUGUGACAUUAUCGAUGAGAGUGAUGAAACUUUCAACGCCAAGUUCGAGUUGAUAUAUUCCAUGGGAGCUCAGCGCCCUGUUGAGCUCAGCCCGCAGCGAUGGGUCCUCAUUCAGGAACUGUUGCAUUUGGUAAAAGUACACGCCAGCCAAGUGAAGGUCGAUCUACCAGACUCCAUUGAGGUUAUUCAGCAAGAGAAUGGGGGUUUUCCACGAAUCCGCGUGUUAGACUGCGAUGCUGAACAUGCGCUGCUCCAACGAAUCGCGACUCAUAUCUGUGAGAACGGAAUUGGCCCUCUGCCCAUUGCCCGACAACCUCGCGUGGUCCGACAGGCGGUUUUGAUCUAUAUCCUGAAACCGGAACCCACCGCUGACGAGAUAUCCGCGGUAGAGUCCGACAGUGGGACAGGCUUUUGGGACGAAAGCAUCCAGAGUCACCUCCUGCUCGUCCGGGGCCUGCUCGCAGGAGGGGUGUUGGCAUUUUGUCUGGGGCGAAAGCGUUGGCGUGUCAACUACGGGCCCGAUUCGCACCGAGACCCACCGACUCGGCUUGCGGUACCGUAUCGCGCCAAAGACAGCCCUUCACUGCGCUCGGAAUUCAGUCAUCCCGACGUCGUCAUCCUCCUCACCUGCCUUCAGUAUUACUACAGUGGACUCACCAACGAUGAGAUCUCCCUUGCCUUCGAUCAUCUGGCCAAAUCUGAUGAAGCAGAGGCAGAGUACCAAGCCUGGGCACAGGGUGCACCAAUGCUCGAUCCAGACUUUCGGCAAUUAGUCAGUGUCAACCUAGAUGAUGAGCAUCUUUGCGCGAGCCGAAUAUUCCCUCCACUUCGGGCCUCGAAAGCUACAGUGGACUAUUUCCUCGCUCAGAUAGUGUUUCCUAAAGAGAUGAAAGAGUUUGCAGACAAAUUAUCCGCGUCAGGCUGGGAUACGGGGGAGUUGAGAACGAACCCCACCGUCGGUUUCAGUGGAACAAACGACUCGCGGAAAACCCUGCCUCUGGCCGUCAAUCAGCUCGACCUUCCGGAGCAAAAUCAUACAAAUGCCUUGAUCUUGGAAUAUCUACUGAGGCGAGAGAACUCGGUGGUGGACAUCCCCACAGGUCAUCGAUCAGCUCAAUCGGAUGCUUAUGUGUUAUUGGAAUUGGUGACGAAGCUGGCUCCGCCCACAAGGGUGAUUCUCGACGUGGGUGCGCAAAUAUUAGAGCUAACCAACCUGGAGGUGGCAAGGCAGUGGUUAUCCAUUUCUCAGAAUGACCAGAUCCAAGGCGCGAUCUUCGUCAAUGACCAGGACAACAUUUGCGUGGUGGACACGAAGGGUCGAGUGGAGCUUCUACAGACCUCUCCGUUUGCGUUUCAGAUGGAAGCUUGCUUAGUCUUCUUGGAUGAGGCACAUACGCGAGGCAUAGAUCUCAAGCUGCCGGUGGAUUAUCGUGCGGCGGUUACCCUGGGCCCGGGUAUCACUAAGGACAAGUUGGUUCAAGCCUGUAUGAGGAUGAGAAAACUUAGCUACGGUCAGUCGGUCAUUUUUUGCAUUCCUUGCGAGAUCAAGCGCCAAAUCCUCUCCUUGAGGAAACGGGACAAGACCUCGGACAUUGAAGUGUCCGACGUCUUGCAAUGGGCGAUCUUAGAGACGUGGAAAGACAUACGACGCAGCAUGCCGCUCUGGGCCGUUCAAGGUUGCCGCUUUGCGAAGCAAAAGAGAAAAUGGCAGGACUACCAAAUGCACGACGGCGUCGGUUUGGCCCCGGAACAGGCUCAAACAUUCCUCGAACCAGAAUAUCAGACCCUCGAGCAGAGGUACAGACCGUCUCAUAACACCGUGCAAACUGUGGAUGAAAAUAUCGAGGUUUUCGAGGCCAUCCACGAGCGCUGUGGUGAAUUUGGUGGCCUAGCCUUGUCCGCUUCCCUCGAUGAGGAACAAGAGCGCGAGCUUGCACCAGAAAUCCAAACCGAACGCGAAGAUCAGCGCCCGCCCGCGGCACAGCCUGCCGCGCACCGUAUCGACAAUGAUGUGGUUUCAUUCAUUGAAUCAGGCAUGAUUCUGCAAUCUUCUAACGCCUACCAACCCGCCUUCAUCACUUUGCAUAAUCUAUCUGCCGCAUCGCAGAUAGACCUGAGUCGAUUUCACUCGAAUCUGUUGGCAACUACUGAUUUUACCAAUACUGUUCAAUAUCCAGAAGGUUCUUCAUUUGUCGCCGAUGCUUACCAACGAUCUGUGCGAUUCAUUCUGUCCACUGCUCCUUCUUUUCCACGGAAAGGAGAUAGCCUGAUGUACAUGAUGAUCAUCAGCCCGUACGAGGCAAACGUGUUGAUGCCAGCGAUUGAAGAAUCAAAAGCGGUUGCACUUCACGUGUAUGCUCCUCGCCAAAAUCGGGAUUUCGCACCUCUCGACACGCUUACGCUCUAUACCACCCCUGCGGUCCUCGACAUGGGCCCUAUCCCCGGCCUCCUCCGGAUGCAGCUAAAUCUCUUUGCAGGCCAGCUAUACCUUGAGUCUUAUGGCGAUUACCAGGAGCUUUGUACUUUCUUAGGCGUGGCAUCAGCCCCAACACCAGCCGGUUUGUCGGUUGCGGCAGACGGUUUCAUCCACAAGAAUUCGAAUGGAACCUUCCCUCGAAGCCCUCUGAAGUUCAUCAAGUUUUUGCUGUCCCAGAUUCGGAAGGACUGCCGAGAUAUCCGAAGGACCCAUUUAGGACUGAUCGUGGAUGGUCAAUUGUUAACCCGUUCGGAUCUGGAAGAAUCUGCCCUCGCUAUUACAGAACGGGGUAUCCGGGCGCUGCAGCUCCCAUCCACAUAA
Penicillium alfredii is the source of this 9414-nucleotide messenger RNA. RefSeq lists its product as uncharacterized. Lineage: Eukaryota; Fungi; Ascomycota; Eurotiomycetes; Eurotiales; Aspergillaceae. The coding region runs from base 1 to 9414 and encodes 3137 amino acids. The transcript has 3 exons. The record is from RefSeq and is a predicted model, not a curated record.